Molecule: messenger RNA, 1728 nt
Organism: Bombus pascuorum
Lineage: Eukaryota; Metazoa; Arthropoda; Insecta; Hymenoptera; Apidae
Gene: Arl8
Product: ADP-ribosylation factor-like protein 8B-A
Exons: 3
Coding region: 386-946 (186 amino acids)
Biological process (GO): protein transport; anterograde axonal transport
Cellular component (GO): lysosomal membrane
Molecular function (GO): GTPase activity; GTP binding
Source: RefSeq, a predicted model, not a curated record
UCCUAAUCAGUGAAUUAUUAAUUAAAUGAAGUAUCAAAGAGUAGCAUCUAGUUGAGAAUCGCUGUAACGUCUUCUGCUGCACGUCAAUGCCCGAACUGUCAAGAUCGUUCUACCACCAUCUACUAUAACUCGCAAUAAGCUUGUUUAGCGUGGAAGAUAUUACUUUUUCAUAAGAUAAUUCGUGUUUAGCAUCUUGUGACGCAUCACAGGCACUGGUGCCGCGCGAUUAGUCAGCGCCAGUCACUGACUAGCGCGGUACAUACUUUCGGAGUUGACGGACUGACGUCGUAGUCGAGUGCAAAUGACUACAUGUCAAAGACAGUGAGCGGCGUACUUUAAGUGUACUUUCUACCGGUGGAGCUGGAUUUCCUCCGAUUGAAUAAAAAUGUUGGCUCUCAUCAAUCGAAUUUUGGAUUGGUUUAAAUCCCUCUUUUGGAAAGAGGAAAUGGAACUCACUCUUGUUGGCUUGCAGUACAGUGGAAAAACCACCUUCGUAAAUGUUAUAGCGUCAGGACAAUUCAGCGAAGAUAUGAUCCCAACUGUUGGUUUUAAUAUGCGUAAAAUAACAAAAGGCAAUGUAACUAUAAAGGUAUGGGAUAUUGGAGGUCAACCAAGGUUUAGAUCAAUGUGGGAAAGAUAUUGCAGAGGAGUGAAUGCAAUAGUAUAUAUGGUAGAUGCAGCUGAUUCUGAAAAAAUAGAAGCAAGUCGCAAUGAAUUACACAGUCUAUUAGACAAACCUCAGCUAUCUGGUAUACCAGUGCUGGUUCUUGGUAACAAAAGGGACUUACCUCUUGCUUUGGAUGAAAAUGGGCUUAUAGAAAGAAUGAAUUUAUCAGCAAUUCAAGAUCGUGAGAUCUGUUGCUAUAGCAUUUCAUGCAAAGAGAAAGACAAUAUCGAUAUAACAUUGCAGUGGCUUAUAGCACAUUCUAAAAGUGGUGUUCGUUAAUAUGUGUAACUAAUUUUAUGUACUUACUCGUCUUUAUCGAAAAGCCCAAAAUAUUGAUAGAAUGGGGAUCAAAUGUGCAAGGGAGUGUUGAGUAAUGAUUUUAUUCUGAAUUGAGUGAUCAAUUAUUGUAGACACUUUUUUUAAACCUAAGCUUUAGCUGUUAUCUAUUCAGUCAUAUAAAAAUCAUAGAAAGUUUGAUUAAGAAAAAAACAAAGAAAUUAUGCUUAAACCAAAUAUGCUCAUGCAAAUGAUAACAAGACACAUACAUCCUGCAAGCACCUUAGAAAUAAGUAACAAUUUUUUAUAUUGUGUUUUCAGAUAAUCAAUUUAAGUAACAGUGCUGUUAUUCUAACUUAAAUCCUUCAAGAAAAAAUAGCAUUUAAUGGUUAAUGUAGAAAUGAUGAUAGCUAGUACGAAUACAAGCGCAAAAUAAUAUCAAUUAUCAUAUAGUACACAUUUUUGAAACUAUUUAAUUAAGAUUAAUAGAUCACAAUAUAGAGAUUAUGAACAAUUGAUUGCUAUAUGUACACGAAUAUGAUGCUAAGUAAACUUGUAUAAUUAAUGGAGAAUUAUUAACAAUAUUAUAUCAAUUUAUUACGAUCCUUAAAGUAUGACAGUUGUGUUAUGUAUAUACACACACAUACACGUAUACAUACAUAUAUAUACAUACAUAUAAAAAGGAAUAAAACAAUGUAAUCCAUUUUUUAAAUGGAAGCUUGCCUUUGAUAAAAUUUUUAUUAUCAUUGGAAAAUAAAAACAAUAAAAUGUUAUAUGUUUUUAAA